This is a messenger RNA of Diaporthe batatas, 2919 nucleotides long. RefSeq lists its product as uncharacterized. The record is from RefSeq and is a predicted model, not a curated record. The coding region runs from base 303 to 1715 and encodes 470 amino acids. The transcript is spliced from 4 exons. Lineage: Eukaryota; Fungi; Ascomycota; Sordariomycetes; Diaporthales; Diaporthaceae. Gene Ontology annotation, cellular component: membrane.
AGUGCACAUGUGAACAACCUUGGCGUAAAGCUGCCAGAUUGUCCAGCUGAGAUUAGAUGCUGCAGAACGCAGAUCUUCUUGCUGGUCACUGCUCACUAACUGACGGGUGAUCAUUCUGAUGUCAUGCCAGGGACUGCUCGGUGCAACCAUCACGUCACUCCAAAGAGGAGAGCUACUAGUAUAGCUCCGGAGCUCCCAUAGCUCCCUCAGACGAACAAGUCUUGACCUCUACACAGUAUCUUUCGGCAAAUAUUGUUGUUCUUGCGCCUCCCAAAACCUGGACUGAGUGAUAGUCGAACAACAUGGCUGAACACGACAAGUUCGGCUCCCAUUGGGGGUCCAAACCCAACAAUCCAACCACCGAACCAGUUCCAAUCCCCGUGCCUCGAGGCUCGGGAGCUGAGCAGGACCUCUGGGCCACUCAUCUCAGCCGUCAGGCACAGCGCAGCGGCCCAGCCGAAGACGCAUCCUUCCGCGUCUGGACAGCCUCUGGAGCUGAGCAGGACCGGUAUGCCGCUCACUGGAGUCCAUCGGCUUCUCGCAACGCCGAGGCCGAGGGGCUCAGCGUCCCAGUCUGGGCCACGUCCGGCGCCGAACAAGAUCGAUAUGCAUCCCACUGGAGCCGAGGCGAGGCAAACAACCCUACGAGCAGCCGAAUUGGGAUUCCCAUCCGGGGGCCAAGCAGUGGAGCCACAGAGCAGGAUAUAUACGGCGCCCAUUUUACACGUGACCGGUAUAAUGUUCCACGCGACCUCACAGCGAUUGGAAUCCUGCGGGACACCCUUCUGCCUUCUCUUGGCCUUCACUCGGGUCUCAGCAUUGCUGCCUAUACUGCUUCUCGGGUCGCCAACCGCGUCGAUGGAAAGGACUGGCUCUGGCCUGUUGCUCCGGUUGCGAAUGCUUGGUGGAGUGCCGUUGGUACCCGUGUUAUCUAUGAUGGCGUGUCUGUUGGUUCUGCUCUGUCAUCCCUGGUCUACCCAGACAAGGUCCUUCUGGGUGGAAUCACGGCUUGGGGCGCACGUCUCUUCUACCAAGUCGCCUCCCGAAGCUCAAAGUCAAACUCUGACGACGGUCGAUACCUUGCGGAAAAAAAGGACCCUGGUUUCUGGAACAGAGCCCUUUUCAAGUACUUCCUCCCUGAGGCUCUCAUACAGGCUGUCAUUUCUCUACCUUUCACGCUGUCUUUGCAUAACCCAUAUGCUAGUGCUCGUCAGUCUCUUUCGGCUCCUCUUGAAUGGGCUCAUGACCUCGCCGUCUUCGUUUUCAGUGCUGGAUUUGUUCUUGAGGUCCUUGCGGAUUAUCAGCUCAACCAACACAAGAAGAAGACUGGUAAUGACACCUUGAACGUCCAAGGCGUCUGGAGCAUUGUUCGGCACCCCAACUACCUUGGAGACGCGCUUGUCCACUUCUCAUUUCCUCUCUUCCUCUGUGGCUCUGGCAAGCUUCACCCCUUAACUUUACUCGCACCUGCCGCCAACUACGUAUUCCUGCGAUAUGUGAGCGGCGAUGCUCAGAAUGAGGCCUACCAGGAGGAGCAGUACGCCAAGUCCAACGUACUCAAGGCCAAGGCGUUCGCCGAGUACAAGGCAACCAAGAACAGCUUCUGGCCCAAGGCCCAGGAAGCCGCCAAUCCAUGGACAUUGACAGUGGUUGGGGCCGGCGCCGCUGGUCUGGUGGCUGAGCGGGCUGUGCGGCACUUUGUCCUGCAGCCCUGAAUAUUGGAGUCGCUCGACUUUGCGCAAGCAAACCUUAUUUGAUAAGGGAUAAAGGUAGGCCAAAAAUAGGAGAGUCUCCGGGCCCAAUAUUGUCCCGAUGUUGACGUAUAACUCACCUAUGUGGAUAGAUAGUUAUUAAUGGAUUUACGAUGGCUGCACACCGUGCCGCUGCGGCCGAUCAGAAGACAAGCUCAUCCCUUGACUCGUGCCCUUUCUAGAAUCUGAGCGUCUGACGAUUACGGCCGCAGUGACUCCUGGAUGGCCCUUGUUUCAACGCUUUCCUACAGAAGCAACUCAUUAUUCCCGGCUUGUCUCCCGGUCUUUAGAUGUGCGUCCCGUUGAAGAUUCCAAGGUUUUAGCUUCGACCAGUGGCGGCCAUUGGCUGACCACCAAUCGCCCUCUGACCCUAGAAGCAACAUCAACAAAGUUGGCAUUGUCGCAUCGAACUGCCGGUAUCUGACUCGUGGGCUGCUGCAUCGGGCAGAUGGCUGCCGCGUGUGGCAAGUGGCACACUGGGUCGACAGAAUGCGCAGCAGCCCAAAUGCCGUCGGUGAAAGCUCCGCAUUGUGCAAAUGAUUUACCUAUUUCAAAUCUCUCGACCGAUCAUUCACUACGGCUGUAAAAGCGAGGAGCGUCUGAUGCUCUGACGUCUGCGUUUUCUCGUCUCUUGUUGUUUACUUUCUCAAUCAACCUGGGCGGAGCAUAGCUGUGGGAGGCCCACGAUGCGCUGCUGCGAGCCCUGCAGCUCUGCCCAGGUGUUUCACGCGCGAUGAAGAGCAUGCAGAUAACGGGGAUCUUGUCCUUGGCCAUACCGUGGUUGCUAUCUACAGCUGCGAUUACAUUACGCUUUCUCGCCCGACGCAUCACCAAGACCCGGCUGUGGUGGGAUGACUGGGCGGCACUAUCUGCCUAUGUGAGUUUCCGGACUUGGCCAGUCGCAUGGCCACGAAUAAGAACAACUGUGGUUGACCAGCCUGGACGCUGCGCAGGUAUGGGCAAUCGGAAACAGUGCCUUUGGUAUCAAGUGGGUUUGUGAUGGCCUCGGUCUGUAUAGGACUGAUAUCUGGUGGAUGACACCAAGCCAGUCGCUGGAGGCUGCGCGACUGAACCUCUUCUUUCUUGGAGUCUUUUACGCACUUGCUGUCGGCUUCGCUAAGGUUGCCGUGCUGGCCCUUUACUGGCGGAUGUUUUCGCUCGGCCGUUU